Messenger RNA from Closterium sp. NIES-65, 4092 nucleotides. The record is from the annotation of a GenBank genome assembly. Lineage: Eukaryota; Viridiplantae; Streptophyta; Zygnematophyceae; Desmidiales; Closteriaceae.
AUGGAGAACUGCGCGGCUCUUUCGCGCGCGCGGGAGGCCGCGGAGAUGCGCGGACCCGCGGGGGAGAUGCCUGCUUGGGCGCGGCCGUCCAACUGCUCUGAUUGGUCGCCGGAUCCGCCCUGGAUUCGUGGCACGGAUGCGGCCAAUCUCGCGAUGACACGUGUCGUGCAGACAGACCUUUGGGGGCACCAGUUCCCGCCGCCCGGCUCCUGCUCCUCCGAGAGGGAAGGCGCGAGGAAGCUUCUGGUGGUGGCGUGGCCGCCCGUGCAGGGCUUUGGUAUUGGCGCGCAGAUGCACAUCAUGUCUGCCGCUCUCAGCCUCGCUGUGGCCUAUGAUCGUGUUCUCACUGUGCUGCCUGGGAGCUUUGAACACGCUGCACAUGCGGCUUGCAGAGGUGGGUGGGUGGGUGGGUGGGUGGUUGGAUGCAAAUGCAAAGCAUACAUGGGCUUUGGCAUUGUAGCGCAGAUGCACAUCAUUUCUGCUGCCUUGAGUUUUGCCGUGGCCUACGACAGAGUGGUUACCGUGCUGCCGGAGAGUUUCGAGCAUGCUGCACAUGCUGCUUGCCGAGCAUUUGACAAGAUGCGCAUCAUGUCUGCCGCCCUCAGCCUUGCCGCGGCAUAUGACCGUCCGAGUGCUCACUGUCUUACCCGGGAGCUUUGGGCAUGCUGCUCAUGCGGCUUGCAGAGUCACGGGCCACCCCUCCUCGCUCUCCUGCUACUUCCUCCCAAUCUCCUCUCUCGAAUGCGAGCGGGCAGGCGCAGCAGCCAUGGUGGAGAGGCGAGCACAGUACCUCACUCACGCCCCUUUGCCCCCCGAUCACCCACCCCUCCCCACUCACCCAACUCUUCUUUUUUCCCAGACACGGGUCACCCCUCCUCGCUCUCCUGCUACUUCCUCCCCAUUUCCUCUCUCGAGUGCGAGCGGGCGGGUGCAGCAGCCGUGGCUGAGAAGAGAGCACGGUACGCACCGCGCGACUACCAGGAGAUGAAGGUUGCCCUAGCCUCGGACGAGCCUGCUUUUUACAUAGCCGCCAACUUCCCCUGGUCACUGCGCUUCAAGUUCCAGGCUGAUGCUGCCAGUCUCUGGAGUUCUCCCUGGUACGACCGGCCAAUCACAGUGCACCACGUGGGAGGCGCUCCUGCCAUGUCAGAGGAGCUGCUCAAGGUAACAGACCAAUCAAAUAACACCGCAAGUCUCAGUGUUCCUGCCUGCUUCUGCCACCGUGUGCCUGCUUCUGCCACCGUGUGCCUGCUUCUGCCACCGUGUGCCUGCUUCUGCCACCGUGUGCCUGCUUCUGCCACCGUGUGCCUGCUUCUGCCACCGUGUACCUGCUUCUGCCACCGUGUGCCUGCUUCUGCCACCGUGUGCCUGCUUCUGCCACCGUGUGCCUACUUCUGCCACCGUGUGCCUGCUUCUGCCACCGUGUGCCUGCUUCUGCCACCGUGUGCCUGCUUCUGCCACCGUGUGCCUACUUCUGCCACCGUGUGCCUGCUUCUGCCACCGUGUGCCUACUUCUGCCACCGUGUGCCUGCUUCUGCCACCGUGUGCCUGCUUCUGCCACCGUGUGCCUACUUCUGCCACCGUGUGCCUGCUUCUGCCACCGUGUGCCUACUUCUGCCACCGUGUGCCUACUUCUGCCACCGUGUGCCUGCUUCUGCCACCGUGUGCCUGCUUCUGCCACCGUGUGCCUGCUUCUGCCACCGUGUGCCUGCUUCUGCCACCGUGUGCCUGCUUCUGCCACCGUGUGCCUGCUUCUGCCACCGUGUGCCUACUUCUGCCACCGUGUGCCUGCUUCUGCCACCGUGUACCUGCUUCUGCCACCGUGUACCUGCUUCUGCCACCGUGUGCCUGCUUCUGCCACCGUGUGCCUGCUUCUGCCACCGUGUGCCUGCUUCUGCCACCGUGUGCCUGCUUCUGCCACCGUGUGCCUGCUUCUGCCACCGUGUGCCUGCUUCUGCCACCGUGUGCCUGCUUCUGCCACCGUGUGCCUGCUUCUGCCACCGUGUGCCUGCUUCUGCCACCGUGUGCCUGCUUCUGCCACCGUGUGCCUGCUUCUGCCACCGUGUGCCUACUUCUGCCACCGUGUGCCUACUUCUGCCACCGUGUGCCUGCUUCUGCCACCGUGUGCCUGCUUCUGCCACCGUGUGCCUGCUUCUGCCACCGUGUGCCUGCUUCUGCCACCGUGUGCCUGCUUCUGCCACCGUGUGCCUGCUUCUGCCACCGUGUGCCUGCUUCUGCCACCGUGUGCCUGCUUCUGCCACCGUGUGCCUGCUUCUGCCACCGUGUGCCUGCUUCUGCCACCGUGUGCCUGCUUCUGCCACCGUGUGCCUGCUUCUGCCACCGUGUGCCUGCUUCUGCCACCGUGUGCCUGCUUCUGCCACCGUGUGCCUGCUUCUGCCACCGUGUGCCUGCUUCUGCCACCGUGUGCCUGCUUCUGCCACCGUGUGCCUACUUCUGCCACCGUGUGCCUGCUUCUGCCACCGUGUGCCUGCUUCUGCCACCGUGUGCCUGCUUCUGCCACCGUGUGCCUGCUUCUGCCACCGUGUGCCUGCUUCUGCCACCGUGUGCCUGCUUCUGCCACCGUGUGCCUGCUUCUGCCACCGUGUGCCUGCUUCUGCCACCGUGUGCCUGCUUCUGCCACCGUGUGCCUGCUUCUGCCACCGUGUGCCUGCUUCUGCCACCGUGUGCCUGCUUCUGCCACCGUGUGCCUACUUCUGCCACCGUGUGCCUGCUUCUGCCACCGUGUGCCUGCUUCUGCCACCGUGUGCCUGCUUCUGCCACCGUGUGCCUGCUUCUGCCACCGUGUGCCUGCUUCUGCCACCGUGUGCCUGCUUCUGCCACCGUGUGCCUGCUUCUGCCACCGUGUGCCUGCUUCUGCCACCGUGUGCCUGCUUCUGCCACCGUGUGCCUGCUUCUGCCACCGUGUGCCUGCUUCUGCCACCGUGUGCCUGCUUCUGCCACCGUGUGCCUGCUUCUGCCACCGUGUGCCUGCUUCUGCCACCGUGUGCCUGCUUCUGCCACCGUGUGCCUGCUUCUGCCACCGUGUGCCUGCUUCUGCCACCGUGUGCCUGCUUCUGCCACCGUGUGCCUGCUUCUGCCACCGUGUGCCUGCUUCUGCCACCGUGUGCCUGCUUCUGCCACCGUGUGCCUGCUUCUGCCACCGUGUGCCUGCUUCUGCCACCGUGUGCCUGCUUCUGCCACCGUGUGCCUGCUUCUGCCACCGUGUGCCUGCUUCUGCCACCGUGUGCCUGCUUCUGCCACCGUGUGCCUGCUUCUGCCACCGUGUGUCUGCUUCUGCCACCGUGUGCCUGCUUCUGCCACCGUGUGUCUGCUUCUGCCACCGUGUGCCUGCUCAAGAAGGCAGGCCCGCAGCAGCAGCGGUGCAAAAGGGACUAUAAAGCCGCCUCGAUUCUUAAGACCUCAAUCUGGCCACUCGACCCAGCAGCAGCAGCUAGCGGUCGCCUCUACACCCCUGCUUGCACAACCCUAGCACGGAGGGGUGAUGCUGCGGAGGAGGCAGGGGAGGGGGAGGCGGGGCAAGGGGAAGGGCGGCAAGGGGAGGCGGGGCAAGGGGAAGGGCGGCAAGGGGAGGCGGGGGAACGUGGGACCGGGCAGGGGGAGGUGGUAUCCUGGGCGGGGUUAUCUGAGGAGCCGUACCUGCCGCGGCCGAUAGUGAGUGUGCAUGUGCGGCAAGGCGACAAGGCGGGGGAGAUGCGGCUGCUGCCGCUGCGGGCGUUUGUGGCAGCGGCACAGCACAUGAGGAGAAAUGCUCCGAAUCUGAACCACAUCUGGCUCAGCACAGAGAUGCAGAGUGUGGUUGAAGAAGCAAAGGAGCAGCACCGGGAUUGGACGUUUCUGUUCACGCAGAACCCAAGGCAGGAGGGGACAAUGACCAUGCACGAAUACGAGGCUGCUGUGGGUGCAGAUGUGCUGGUGGGACUCAGCUUUGUCAACCUCAUUAUAGCGUCGCAAUGCGACUAUUUUGUUGGUACACUUGGGUCGAAUUGGAAUCGGCUUAUAGAUGAACUUAGGUGUACUAAUGGACGAUUGUUUAGUGGGUACUUGGCGUUAAACCACGGUCAGUGGAGAUGA